This is a messenger RNA of Ruditapes philippinarum (Manila clam), 2815 nucleotides long. RefSeq names its product carbohydrate sulfotransferase 9-like. The record is from RefSeq and is a predicted model, not a curated record. Gene Ontology annotation, cellular component: membrane. Lineage: Eukaryota; Metazoa; Mollusca; Bivalvia; Venerida; Veneridae. The transcript is spliced from 3 exons. Gene Ontology annotation, molecular function: sulfotransferase activity. The coding region runs from base 73 to 1317 and encodes 414 amino acids. Gene Ontology annotation, biological process: carbohydrate biosynthetic process.
UAGGUAUGUAUUCAAUUUAAUUUCAGCUAUGAAGUGUAAUACAGUGUAAUUUACAAACCAUUUAAAUCAGAUAUGCGAAUAAGAAAACUUGCGUUCUUUUUCAAAAUACUGUUUCUCUUACAAAUUCUUGCAGGCAUAUGCUAUAUUACUGAAGACUAUGCAUCAAAUGAGAGGACAGAAAGUGUUAACCAAAUUGAAGACAAUAGAAGGGAGAAAUGUGCUACGAAUGGCAAAUUAGUUGACAACAUAAAAAGGUUGGAUAUUCUUGAUAAGACAUGUAAACGAUUAGGCUAUGUGGAAGAUAAAGAUUCUACAAAGAUACGGGCACAUAUGUCACCCAACUUAAAGGUACUGUACUGCCGAGUAAAUAAAUGUGCAUCGACAGUGACACUUGAACUACUUAAACAACUGUUUAACUGUGACACGGAAUGUUUAAUUAAAGUUGCUGACCGUGUCCGUUUCAAUAUCAAUGCGAGGGAAAUAAUGUAUAAUGCAUUUUCAUUUAUGGUCGUUCGUGAACCAUAUGGACGGUUAUUUUCAACCUACUGCAAUAUUUUCUAUUUUCCGAAGGAAGACUGGAUUUACAGAGGAACCAAAGUAAUCAAACUUACCCGACUAAACAUUUCAUAUGAUAGUCUUACAUAUGGGCAUGAUUUAACUUUUGCGGAAUUAGUUAAAUAUACUGUUGAUACAUUUGAAGCCGGAAAUACUUUAGAUGAACAUGUCAGACCAAUGCAUCAUAAAUCGUGUAAUCCUUGUUCCUUUAAGUUUGAUUACAUUGCACAUCUUGAGACUCUUCAAACUGACUUUGACUACAUUUUUAAUAAACUCCAAAAUGAAAAGGUAAUAGAAAGAUAUCCUAAAGACAUUUUGAUAUCACUACAGAACUGGACCACUUUUGGACCUAUAAAACAUUUAUUCAGGACAAUCCCAUUGUUGAGAGGUUCAAAUAUAUCACUUUAUCAGGUAUAUCUGCGUGCUUGGUGCUACUUCCAAAUAACUGGUCGUGUACUAAAUACUAUUGACUUUCCAUAUAAGAAGAGUGAUGAUUUUUACAUUGUAAAAGAAGACUUCAUAAUAGAACUUAGUAAGGCAAUGAAAGCAUCUCUUUUGUAUAAAGAUAAAUUGAUGAAACAGAAAGUUGAGGCCAUGGUACAGGCUUACUCAACAAUAUCCAAUGAAUACAUGGAGCGACUAAGUAAAGUCUUGUUAGGUGACUGUCUUCUGUUUGGCUAUGAACUAAAACCUGCUUAUCUGUUUAAGGCAAACACAUCUUAUAAGACAAAUUUGAGUUUUGAUUAUUUUAAGGGGUUGUGAACCAUAGUUUUAGUGUGUAUUAUAUUGACAAUGCAAAGUAUAUGGAUGGGACACAUUGUUUUAAAACGACAACACUUUCUCAUAUUUGUUUAACCAGUUAAAUGAUUUCAUAAACUACUGUAACAAUAUUUAAACAUGGACAGUAACUUGAAGUUAUGAAUUUGCAAAAUAUUUUUGCUGUAUAAUGGUGAACUUUAAUGUUUUCAUUUAGGUCACAUUUUUUUUUCUUACUCUAUAGUUUCCUAUAUUUUUUUUGGAAUGUAUGGUAUAUGCUAUCUAAAAUGUAUGUGAGGAUAAUUUAUGUGUGUUCUACAUUGCAUCUUGGUAAAUAAAAAAAAUAUUCGGUGUGCGACUGUCACUGUGUCUGUGAAAGUUAUAUAAUUAUGAUAAAAUACUAUAGGGAGUGAAUGAAUAGUUUACGUCUGCAACGACUUAUUUCCAAGAUAUGUUUCUAUUAGUUUUCAUGAACUUGAAUGUGUCAAAGACACCUAUCUUGGGCAACAUUAUGUAUGUGAUCCUAUAAAGAGUGAAUUCUGCUACAAAAUAAUUACUUGUUUAAAGUAAUAAAUCAUCAGCUAUAGUGAAAAUCAGAGAUAAUUUGUUGUUUAUCAGCAAUUAACUAAUCACAGAUUUGAUGCAGGUUUUCAUUAAGUUUCUUUAAUUUUUAUUCAAUAUUUUUCUUCAACUAUCUUGUAGAUUUCUAUGAUUUCCUUUUUGUAAAUAGUUUAUAAUGGCAUCCAGUCCAAGGUUUGCUCGUGUGCCCUGUCCGGUUUGGUAUUCUGUUAGGCUCCUUGCUAGAAGUCCUGUGUUGAUGCAUGUAUUCAUUGAAUGCCAACCUGCUUUGUUUAUCUUGUUUUUUGUACUUUGUGUUUAAUGAUAAUGCCCUUUUAAAUUUGAACACGAUUUUAUAUAAAGGUAAUUUAAUAUGAUCUACUUAUAUGUGUGUUGAUAAUUUGUAUCAAUGUAUCAAUGUGUCAAUAAAAUAUAAUAGUGAAAAUGAUAACAAUCAAUAUCAGUUUUAAUCGUUCUAUUACAUCGACUUUAGAAAUUAACACUGAGGUAGCACUUUUGUAAUGGAAUAAAUGACAACGAUAUAGACAAUAUUUGAUGUAACGUUAUGGCAUAGUGUGUAUAACUUUGUUUUCUUUACAUUUCAUAUGAAUAUAACCUUGAAUGUUGUAUUUCUUUUCUGUUAUCUGUUUAUUUCUGCAGGAAAGAUAAAAUCAUAAGCAUUCCUAAAAAUGUAUCAAACAAACUAUUGAAAGAUAUCAUGAUUAUUACUGUACUGUAAAACGACGACAGGUUUAUUUUACCCCGUUUAAUUCACUGUUUAUGGAUGUAUAAAAGUAUACAUGGAUACCUUUAAAAUAAAACAAUUAAUAUCUUAAAAAAGAAAUCAUUUUAAAAAGAUUCAUUAAAUAUGUUUAUAUGUAUAUGCUACACCAUUAUAUAUAUGAUAUUUUGUUGACAUUUUCCCACGUCCUUAACUAAACGAAUA